CGCGAGAGUCUCGCGACUGCAGUAAGAAAUGAAGAGCCUGACUCAGUUCGUGUGUGACCCGAACCUCCCAUUGGUUGCAAGACGUCGCCGUUCGGAGGAUACGUGUACAGUGCGUGCACGACUUCUCCUCAGGCCUUUUGGCUUUAGUACAAGCUGUAGUUCAGACGGUAGCUCUAUGUCAGAUGGUAGUAAUUUCGAUUUCCGGGUCCUCCGGCUGAUCUCCGAUCGCAGAUUCGCGGAUCCCUGGCCCAGACUCGGAAUUCUCCGCGCGACGCCUGACGUGUCUGGCCUCCGAUCUCACCCUCAGACUCCCAUCACCUGUAAAUCAGUCUUAAUCUCGUCGGAGAUGUCAUAUUAGUGAGUCGCCUCGACGCCAAGCUCUUGCGUCCGCCUUGGAUUUGCUCGCCGCCUCGCCGCUCCUCCCGAGUCUCUACUACAUUCCCGAAAAAGCACCGCCGUUUUCAGACAACAAAGAUCGCGGCGCUGAAUACUGGGGCAUUGCUUUUCCGAUUUGAACCCCACUUCUCUGCCCGCCGCGUCUUGCGCGACGUGGUCCCACAUCCAUUCGUGACGAGUCCGACAUUGUCGCGAUCGCGUGGUUAGCCGCGGCGGCAUCGUCCCAUGGCGACUCCCCCUUUUUCGAGGCCCUCCAUUCGCGCGGGCAGUCGCGAAGACCAAUCGCAGCACUUCCCCGCCGCGCUUUCACCUGCUCGUCCCGCCGGCGCCGCCUCUUCCGCGGCGUCCGCCAGCCUUUCCGCGGAUCUCCCCCGUGCGGCGUCCAAACUCGCGGUGAGUAUCCCGCGCGGCCACCGCGAGGACGAGUCGCAGGUGCUCACGCGGGAGCUGCUCCAGCGCCCCGGUCAGCCUGCGCCCGCAUCCGCCCCCCCUUCCGCCCGCCCUUCCGCUUCCGCCUCUGCCUCCGCCUCCGCCUCCGCCGCGGCUGUCAGGAUUAAAGGCUCCGAGUCUGACUCGCCAUUGGCGCUGCCAGUGGUUCAAUCAAAGCCCCCGCUUGCCGCAGCGGCGGGCGGCGGGCGGGCGACUCCUGGCGGCGGCGCAGCCCCACGGGCGGGCAGCGCGGCGGGCGUGCGUGACGACGGCGCCGGAACCUGCGCCGCGCGGGCGGUGGCGCUGCACGGGGGCAUAGACCCGCUCGACGUGUCGCUGGCGAUGAUGGGGUCGCUCAACGGCGAGCGAUCGUCAUUAUCGUCGUCGCCGUCGUCGUCAUCAUCGCAGUACCACCGGGACGUGAAGUCCGACGAGUCGUCGCCAGUAGUGACGCCCCCCAGCACCCGUAGCACCGGCAGCAGCAGCGGCAGUAGCAGCAGCAGCAGCAGCAGCAGCAGUGGUAGUCGCGGCAAUGGUGGCGGUGGAAAGUCUACUACUAGCGGGCAGCAGCGGAGCCGCACGACGUCGCACUCCCAGUGCGAGAGCAGUGACCGCAGUCCCGCCACCGUCAACGCCGUGAAAAACGGCGGCGUCCGCUCCCCUCCCGCUACUACCGCCGUUACCGUCGGCGCCACCACCGCCAGUGCCAAGAAGCCACCCACCGGGGCAUCCGCUUUCGCCGAAGCCUCCGCCAAUGCACCUUCCGCCCGCGCGGCGACUGCGCCAACGCCAGCAGCACCUGCGGCGGAGGCGGAGCGCGCGCCUCUCACGGCGUCGGAGGCGGUGGCCGCAUUCUCCUCGCGUCGCGACGACUUCUCGGAAUCGAAGGCUUCGUCGUCGUCGUCGCCCGCAGCGCGUAGGAAAGGCAAAGAAGGCCUAGGCAAGCCAGUCCCACGCGCCGCCGACGAUUCCUCGUCGCCGCCUGCCGCGGCAGUGAGAGCCAAAACCGAGCCACGUCGUGCGGCCAAUACCGCCGCUCUUAGCCGAAGCCGAACCGCCGGCCCGCGCGUUCCGGGGGUUGCUGCGCCGCCGCCUUCCGGCAGCCCAAGCCGCCGCAGCGGCGCAGGCGGCGCAAGCGGCGGAAGCGGAGCCGACGCUGCGAGCGCGCAGAGGAGGGAGGGAAAGACGGGCGCGCCCGCUAGUACUCUUACUGCUACCAGCAGCAGAAGCAGUGUGUUCGCAAGUAGUGCUGGCAGUGGCUCUGCCAAGAGCACUGUCGCUUUGGCCGCCGUAGGCAGACGCAACACCACCACCGGCAUCAGCACGGCCACUAGUAUUUCUAGUGCCAGUAUGACUAGUACCAAUGGCACUAGCGCGGGCCGCCGAGGCGCGGAGUCGCUCCCCCAAUCCUCCUCCGUGCCCGACUUCCUCUCCGCCGCCGCCGCCGCGGGAGCCGCCGCCAUGCGCGCAGCGGGUGUUGCGCCCGUCACGUCGGUCGCCGCCGCCGCCGCGAAGUGCUUCGGGCCAGGCAUUGGCGGAAGCAGCGGCGGGUUUGGCGCACGCGCGGACAGCGCGGGGAGCAGCAACGACGAGUGGUCGGAAGACGAGGCGGAGCGGGAGCGCGGGGAGCGCGUGGGGGAAUCGGAGCCGCGCGCGCGGGGUGGAGGCAGCGCGGAGGAUGUGAAUUUCCACCAGGCGUGGAACAUGAUAAUUCCCCGCGCAGCCACUACCGCCUCCACUACUGCUCCUCCGCGUGACGGCGAUGAUUCCGCUGCGGCCGCGCUCCUGCCACUGGACUUCGACUCGGCUGGUGGCGCGGCGGACAGUGACGCGAGCGGCGCGAGCUGGGAAGGCGGCAGCGACUGCUCGUCGGAGGCGGACGGGGGAGGGGGGGGAGCGGGGCGCAGGGGCGCGGCGCAAGUGGAGGCGGCGGGGCGCAGCGAGUGCCGGCGGUUCUCCCUGGCGCAGCUGGUGGCCGCCACGGAUAACUUCGACGAGCGCAACCUGCUCGGACGCGGGGCCUUCGGACAGGUGUUCAAGGGCCAGCUGAUGGGGUGCGAGGUGGCGGUGAAGCGGCUGGACGGCGGGGGCUGGCAGGGGCCGGACGAAUACUGCACAGAGCUUCGCGUGCUGUCGCGCGCGCACCACCCGCACAUUGUGCUGCUCAUGGGCCACUGCCCCAAAGCCAUGUGCCUCGUCUAUGAGUACCUCCCGGGCGGCAGCCUCGCGGAUUAUCUCGUCGCUCGCAACACCACUGGUGCUGCUGCUGCUGCUGCUGCUGGUAACCACCCAGUUACCACUGCGACUCGCCCCGCGCUGCAUUGGUCCGACCGGGUUCGGAUCCUAUCGGAAGUGGCGGGGGCUCUGGUCUUCCUGCACCAUAGCGACCCUCCUGUUGCGCACCGUGACUUAAAGCCACAUAACGUCCUUCUGGAUCUGAAUCUACGGACGAAACUGGCCGACGUGGGAUUGGCUCGGCUGAUAGACACGAGCGCGGAUGCAGGAGGGAACAUCACUGCGAGAGUGAGGGGCACUGCUGGUUACAUUGAUCCAGAGGAAGUGGUUACAUGCGAGAUUUCAGUUUUAUCGGAUGUUUAUGCGCUGGGGAUUAUUAUGUUACAGCUGCUGACGGGGUACAGUAACGUGAAUCAGGUGCACAAGCUGCUGGCGUCAGCUUCAGCUGUUGCAGUGAGCGCUGCUGGUGGUGGUGGUGAAGGAGGGGGAGGAGCAUGUGGGAUGAUGAACGAUUAUGACAUGGCAGUAAGCAUGGGGGGAGUUGGCGGUGAGGUGAUAGCCUUCAGUGGUAGAACUAAUACCACCAGCACUACUGGCAGCAGCACCACCGCUACUUCCACCAGCAGCAACACCUGCAGUAGCACCAGCAGCAGCGGCAGCAGUGCGGCUUCAUCGCCAUCUUCUUCCCCCUCCUCUGCCCGGUCUCACUCCACCAGCCCCCUCUCCCUCAUGGCAGACGCCAUAGCCUCCCACCUGGACCCCUCAGCCGGAGCGUGGCCUCUCCCGUGCGCGCGUGCCCUGGCCUCUCUCGCCCUGCGCUGCGCGUGCCGGCAGCGCCGCCUGAGACCAGAUCUGGCUUUGGAAGUGCACCCUGCUCUUGUGCGCCUCAGCAGCGACGCUGCUCACGCCGCUACAGCUGCUCAGGCUGCGGCUGCAUGUGGUGCGACUGUUAGUGCUGCUCGCAGUAGCCCUGCUGCUUCGCCUGUGGCUGCUGGACCGGUGGAAGGGAAAGCAGGAAGAAGCAGACAAGGGGAGGCAGGGGGGGCAGGGCUGGGAGCGGAAGCAGUGGCUGGGGCAGGGAUUCGGCGAAACGGUGCAGAAGGCACACAUGGUCAGCUGCUGUGCCCUCUCUCCAAGGCGCCCAUGAGCGAGCCAGUGGUGGCAGCAGAUGGCUUCACAUACGAGCGCCGCCACAUGCAGCAAUGGCUAGCAGCCAGCUCCCUCUCUCCUGUCACAGGACAACCCUUGCCCCACACCUUCCUCACACCCAAUAAUGCCCUGAAAAUGAUCUCAUGAGGUUUCAACUGCUAUCUUGUGCACUAGUGAGGAUUGUUGUGUUGCGUUGUCUACUGGUAGUCUCCUUGGAGUGUAGGAAGGUAAGUAGUGGCAUGGCAUGUAAUUGUGUGCCUGCAUUGCAAAAUGCUACGGUAUGUUACAUCCGUAUUUGCCACUUACUGGUGCUAGUGCUGUAUUUGGCUCCAAAUAUUUUAGCAGACGUUACGGUAGCUGGUUUGCGUUUUUCCAU
Molecule: messenger RNA, 4585 nt
Organism: Closterium sp. NIES-67
Lineage: Eukaryota; Viridiplantae; Streptophyta; Zygnematophyceae; Desmidiales; Closteriaceae
Source: the annotation of a GenBank genome assembly